UCGUUAGGACAUGCAACAGAUGUACAAAGAUGAAGCAAUUCAAAAUCUUUUGCGUGUUUAUCCUGGUCUUUUUAGUACUUGCGCUCGCCAAGAGGAGGGGAUCUCGGUUAAAAAUGAGAGAUAUUGGCUUCCAAGACCCCGAAGGUUUUCCAACAAUCCCCGGCCCCCCUUGUCCCCCAGGACAUGUAGAGACCCCAGGAUUUGGUCACUCAAACAGAAUUUGUUUCAGUCCAGCACAUGCAAGGGGUAAAGUUGAAGUACCACAACCACCUUCCUUUCUGCCAUUCAGUGAUUACAUCCCACGACCUCCUGGUGAUAGAGGAUUCCCGCCAGGGGAAGUUGAACCACCACACGCUCCAGGAGAAAAACCUUAUCCGCACAUUCACAAUCCUCCUAUAGACCCACGACUGAAAAAUCAUCCUCCUACAGAUCCUACAGGCCCACCGCCCAUUUGGAGAUAAUAAAUUUUAGGUGAAUUUAAGAAAAGAAGAAUUUUAUCUGAUGACAUUGAUGUUGUACAAAGUCAAAGUUGUGAGUGACCAAAAGGAAGAAGACGGAAGAAGCAACAGUAUUUUGUAAUAAAUAUACCAUACUGAAACUUAUAAUUGUCUUUAAAAUUAAACAAUUUUUUACAUUC
Messenger RNA from Saccostrea echinata, 637 nucleotides. RefSeq lists its product as uncharacterized. The coding region runs from base 30 to 461 and encodes 143 amino acids. Lineage: Eukaryota; Metazoa; Mollusca; Bivalvia; Ostreida; Ostreidae. The transcript is spliced from 6 exons. The record is from RefSeq and is a predicted model, not a curated record.